Molecule: messenger RNA, 2781 nt
Organism: Micromonas commoda
Lineage: Eukaryota; Viridiplantae; Chlorophyta; Mamiellophyceae; Mamiellales; Mamiellaceae
Exons: 1
Coding region: 1-2781 (926 amino acids)
Source: RefSeq, a predicted model, not a curated record
AUGGCGGCGAACAAGGCGGCGGUCGACCACCUGCUGGCGUCUCUGCAGCGAGAUCUCAAUUCGUGCACAGACGCUGACCGAUCGCUUCGUAGGCGCGCGUUUGACAGCCUCCGCAAGAGGCUGCUGGACGCUCCCGACGCCCCCGAUGAGGCGACGCUCACCGAUGCCCUCCCCGCUCUGUUCCCCACCCUCCUUCGGGGCUUCACCGACGGCGUGGAGAAGGUGCGGGAGAAGUCCGCCGAGCUGGUCAACGAUCUCCUGGCGCGAUCGGCCGAUCCCGCCACCCUCCUCCCCUCCCUCAUGCCCGCGCUCAAGGCCACCGUCGGCGUCGUGCCCGUCGAGGAACCCUCGGAAGAGAUCCGCCUGGGCCUCGUCAACCUCGCCAAAGCCGCGAUCGUCGCGACGGGCGAACGCGCGGAGCCCUUCGCCGAGGAGGUGGCCGCCAUCGUGCACGCGUCGAUGCGCGAUCAGUUCCACGAGGUGAAGAAAGCGUCGUGCGCGCUCGCCGAGGCGCUCGUCGCGGGGCUCACGCCGCAUCCCUCCGCACACGUGACCCUCGCAAGGCACGCGCCCAAGAUGAUCAACGCCACCCUGCCGGACCUCGGGCACAGGCACUCGCAGGUUCGACACGCGUGUCUCGCGUGCGUGGAUGCCCUCUUCGAUUUCGUAUCGGCCGGGGACGUUCACGAGGCGCUCGCGCCGGGGGUGCGACAGCUGUGCGGGGACAGGACCCCGGCGGUCCGAGCGGCGUUUCACGUCGCGCUCGCGAGGUGGAUAUCCCACGUCCCGAACGGAGGAGGAGGAGGCGGGGGAGGAGGAGGAGGGAUCGGGGGCGGGAAGGAGGGAGAAGACGUCGACAUGCCGGACGUGCCCGAUUCGGACGUACCUGAUUUACCCGAGGGUUGCGGUUUGCCGCACGCGCGCUCGCUGCUCCCGUUCCUGCUCUCCGGCGUGGCGGACGAGGUGGAGGCGAACGGGGUGAAAGCACUGGCGCUCGUCGAGGCGGUGGGCGCCGCGAACGACGCCGCGCUGGGUGCCGACGCGAACGGCGUUGACGUCGAAGGCGACGGAUCGGAUUUCGGAUCAAUUGAGCGACGAGCGGCGACGCUUCCGCCGCCGUUCGCGGGCAGGCCGUCCGCCGCUGCCAGGCGACUCGUCCGUGCCUUGCUCCCGUCCCUCGUCCGGGGCGCGCUGACGGAGGUUCGGGAGUGGACGAGCGGCAAACGAAACGCGGGGGCUCGGCUUCUCGGGACGAUCGUCGCGUUCGCGGAGGCGUCGGCGUCGAGACACCUCGGGGAUUUGAUAAAAGAGAUCGUCGCCGCGGUGGGUGACGACGACAGGGACACCGCGGAGCGGGUCGUGGUCGCCGCGAGGGUGCUCGGCGCGCACGUGUCACCCUCCCAUUGGCUCCCCAUCGCGCUCGAUCACGUCGUCGCCGACAAGGCGUCGCCCGCGUCGAGGGCGUCGGCGCUGGUGAUUUUGGCCGCCAUGCUUCGCGUCGCGCCCCCGGGGUCACUGACGGGCGAGCCCAUGCGUUUACUCGCGGCCGGGCUCGCGAGCGGCUCGGUGAGGGGAUCGAUGGACCAUCCAGCGGUGAGGGCGCAGCUGUCGGCGGCGCUCACGAACGCCGUCGUCGGAGGCGGUUCAGCUUGCGUACCCGCCAGCGGCGAUUUGUUCCGGUCGUUCCUGCAGCUCAGGGCGGCGGAAGGCGCGUCCGUGUCGGAAGGGGGUUCCGUUGAGGACGCGGGUUCGAUCCCCGGGGUGGUCGGGCCCGGUGGGACCGGUUCAGGUUCAACCGGGCCCGGUGGGCUGCCCCCGGCGGAGACGUCCGCGGCGGCCAAGGGCAUCGACGAUUUGGCGAGGGCGUGCGGUUUUUCAUCCGCCGGCGAGCUGUACAGCAGGCACGCGGAGUCGAUACUCGGGCAACUCGCGGUGGAGCAGGACGGGUGGCAGGGCGACGGCCCCGGGCAGCGCACGCUCGGCGCGUUCGUCCUGGGCGCCCCGCCGGAGGUACUCCGACGCGAGAUGCGAAGCUUGGGUUUGAUUUUGAAGUGCGCGAUGCACCGCGAUCGCGAACCCGCGCUGCGUUUGUCGCUGCUUCGCGUGUUGGACGCCGCGUUCGAGUCCCGCGAGCGCGGCGCCGCGUUCGAGGGAUGCGCCAACGAGGUCGUGGAGCGCAUGAUAAGCGAAUCGCUGAUUUGGAAGGCUGGAAAGACGGCCGCGGCGGUGCGAUACGCCGCAGUCGUCAGCCUCGGGACGAUGCUUCGCAACGAUCUGUGCCCUCGACGGGACCUGUUGACGGCGAUUCAGCGCGCAGAGCUUUUGCCGCAGAUCGGCGCGGCGCUCGAGGAGGAUUACUACGCGGAUACCCGCGCGGCGGCGUGCCACGCCCUCGCCAUGCUGCUGGAGCGGUGCGGCGAUCGUCUCACCGACGAGCACAGGAGGUACGUCUAUCCCGAACUCUUGAAGCGAAUGGACGACUCGCGAGACGAGAUUCGCGUGACGUGCGCCGGGGUUAUCGCGGCGUUCUUCCGCGCCAUGCCGUGGGAUUACGACGAGACGAACGUGGGGUACCUACUGAAGGGUUUCCUGAUCCACAUGGACGAUCCGAACCGGGACGUGCAGGAGGCUGUCUGUCAAGCGCUCGAGGUUGCCGCGGCGAAAAAGCCAGACGCGGUUCGAGAGGCGGUGCGGGCGGCGCGGGACACGCACCGGGGACGCGUGUACCUGGACCGCGCCGACGCCGCCGCAGCCGCCACGAAGGAGAGGGGCGGGAAAUGA